Molecule: messenger RNA, 879 nt
Organism: Angiostrongylus costaricensis
Lineage: Eukaryota; Metazoa; Nematoda; Chromadorea; Rhabditida; Metastrongylidae
Source: the annotation of a GenBank genome assembly
AUGGAGACGUCGGAGCAGAAGGAACUCCGUCGUGUGGCGUUCUUUGCCAUCGUUGUUAGUACUGUAGCCGUUAUUGCAGCUGUUGUCACACUUCCGAUGCUCUACAGCUAUGUUGCUAAUUUCCAAUCUCAUCUUAUCAUCGAAGCCGAUUUCUGUAAGACCCGUGCAAGAGACAUGUGGGCUGAGAUUAAUCACAUCGACUCACCGGAAUUCAGUCGUGCCAAGCGCCAAAACAACCCUCCCUCUACCGCACCUCUCUCUAACCCUUUGAUUGGCGGUUACGGGCAACCACCACUGAUAAACAGCGAACCAAGCCUCACAUGUUGCCCAUGUCAGCAAGGUCCAACAGGCCCACCCGGACCGCCUGGAGACGAUGGAGAGAAUGGAGCUGAUGGAUUGCGUGGAAAUGAUGGCGUUAAUGGAAAAGAUGGCAGUAUACUGGAGUCAGCUAUCAACACCGAACCUUGUAUUAUCUGUCCGGUUGGACUACCUGGUCCACAAGGUAUGAGCGGUGCCAAAGGACCACAAGGGCCGAAAGGUCCAUCAGGAGAGAAUGGUGCAGAUGGAAAGCCUGGUUUGCCGGGAAUGCAAGGACCGAUGGGAAUGAUGGGCACGACGGGAAGACAGGGCGUUAUCGGGCCAAAAGGUGCGCCGGGAAGAGUCGUACAAGUGAAUGGACCAGCUGGACCUACAGGAAAUAAAGGAUCACGUGGCCCACCGGGACCACGAGGAGAAGCUGGGUUCGAUGGUGGAAGCAUAGAGGGCCCCCCUGGACCUAUUGGCCUACCUGGACGUCCUGGACCUCCUGGACAACCUGGUCCACAGGGAGAGCAGGUUCCUUAUGCGUUUAUUUUUGAGCAUCUAUUAUAUGAAUAUUAG